AUGUCUGCUGUCAACACCUCUUAUUUACAUCCUAAAGAAUUUACUCUGACUGGAUUAUCAGGAAUUGAGAGCUACCAGAUUUGGAUUUCUAUUCCUUUUUGUGCCAUGUAUGUUUUAUCUCUUGUAGCUAAUGUCUUGAUCAUCUAUAUUGUAAAUGUUAAUCAUAGUCUGCAUAAUCCUAUGUAUGUUUUACUUGCAUCACUAUCAUUUGUGGAUCUUGCUAUGAGCAGUUUAACCACACAGAUUUUAAAGAUAUUUUGGCUCAAUGACAGAGCUAUUGCUUUUGAAGCCUGUUUGUUUCAGAUGUUCUGUGUUCACUUUUUUUCAUCAUUAGAAUCUUCAAUACUUGCUAUUAUGGCUUAUGACAGAUAUGUUGCUAUAUACAAUCCAUUACGUUAUAUGUCAAUAUUGUCAUACAGAUUUUUAGCUAAACUGAUUCUCUCUCUUUUUCUAAGAAAUCUUAUCUUAACAGGCUUGUUUCCAGUCUUAGCCUUCAGAUUGCCUUUCUGUUCUAAUGUCAUACCACAUUGUUACUGUGAUCAUAUGGGUAUUUUAAAAUUAGCAUGUACUGAUAUAUCUGUCAAUAAUUAUUUUGGCCUUUUUGCAAUAUCUUUUAUAUCUGGAUUUGAUAUUAUAUUUAUUAUAUUUAGCUAUUUAUUGAUUCUGAGAUCUGUUCUGAAGGUUGGCUCAAAGGAGGCAUUUCUUAAAGCAGUAAAUACUUGUGGUUCUCAUUUAUUUGUAAUUUUGUAUUUUUAUACAACCUUCCUAUUUAGUGUUUUAGUUUAUCGGACUGGCAUGAAGGUUCUCCCUGAAAUUCAUAUUGUGUUUGCUGUUUUAUAUCUUCUUGUGCCACCAGUCUUGAAUCCUCUUGUGUAUGCCGUCAGAACCAAGGAAAUCCGUAAUGCAUUUUUAAAAAUUGUUUUGAGUAAAAAAAAUAACUCCAUCAAACAGUCAGCAUGGUGUUAA
Polypterus senegalus (gray bichir) is the source of this 966-nucleotide messenger RNA. Its product is annotated as olfactory receptor 52E4-like. The transcript has a single exon. Gene Ontology annotation, cellular component: membrane. Gene Ontology annotation, biological process: G protein-coupled receptor signaling pathway. Gene Ontology annotation, molecular function: olfactory receptor activity; G protein-coupled receptor activity. The coding region runs from base 1 to 966 and encodes 321 amino acids. The record is from RefSeq and is a predicted model, not a curated record. Lineage: Eukaryota; Metazoa; Chordata; Cladistia; Polypteriformes; Polypteridae.